CCUCUCUUUGCUCGGUGGGCGUGGUGUGAGUUGGGAAAACAAACUGCAGACACUCUCCGAUACUUCCUCUCCCUGCAUCAGCUCAGUUUCCCCGCGGCUCCUCGUCAGCUGGCCGUGCGUAAUUUCCCUGAGAGCCGAGGUGCGUCUUUUUGGUUUUUCUCCUCUCUCCUCCCCGUUUUGCGCGCCUGUUGUUGCGCACCGGGAGCUGCCACCUCAACACCUCCCACCAGCAAUACUCUUGAUUUCUUGUAAUCAAAUGGGGGGAGCAGACUGCGUCAGUGGGAGCCGGACGCCGACAGCACUUUGAACGGGCAAGCCUUCGGUUGUAGAGCAAGAGGAAACAACAAGACACUGACAAACAUGAGCGGCGGGGAGAUCAUCUUCCAGGGCUGGCUGAGGAAGUCACCGCCGGAGAAAAAGCUGAGAAGAUAUGCUUGGAAGAAACGCUGGUUCAUACUCCGCAGCGGCCGCAUGAGCGGUGACCCAGAUGUUCUCGAGUACUACAAGAACGACCACUCCAAGAAACCCAUCCGGGUCAUCGACCUGCACUGCUGCGAACAGGUGGACGCCGGCCUGACCUUCAAGAGGAAGGAGUUCCAGGACAGCUUUGUUUUUGACAUCAAGACCUCAGACCGCACUUUUUAUCUCGUGGCCGAGACAGAGGAGGAGAUGAACAAGUGGGUCCGCUCCAUAUGCCAGCUGUGUGGGUUCAACCAGUCGGACGACAACCACGAUGGCAGGUUACACCAUAUGCCCCGUUCUGUCGGAGCAGAUGUCACCGGCUCACUGGCUCCGCUGACCGGAGAACGCAAGUCCUCGGCCCCCAUCCACUCCAGCCAGCCCGUCCUCUUCACCUUUGAUGUGCCUGUGCGCCACACACACCACAGCUCCCUGUCCAACAGUGCACCCCAGGACUACCUCCUCCUCCACCAGUGCAUGAGCAGGAAGACAGAGAGUGCACGGAGUGCCAGUUUCUCCCAGGCCACGCGAAGCAAUCUAUUUGUUGGGAGCGACUCUGCGGUGCAGAAACUCUCCCAUGGCUUUUCACACUGUCUGAAUGGAAUGGGUGCUCAGCUGCACGGCUUCUACAGCCUGCCCAAGCCAGGAAAACACCAGUUACAGGGGCUUGAUGACUCCCCGCAGGAGGCCUGUUAUGUGCUUCCGCGAGGUUACAGCUCAGAGGCACCGGCCCACAGCGCUCUGGGCGAGCCGGAUCUGGAGAAUGAAGAGGUUUACACCUUCAACACGCCCUGCAACGCCCUUGCCACCGUGCACAACAACGAACGUCCGACUGACAAUUACGACCUUCCCACGACGCCUGGCUCCUUCUACCAGAUCCCCCGGACGUUUGAUAAGAAUCACAAUGCCUUGACACACUCCAGCUCUGAGUCUUCUUGUGCUCCUCCUCCCAGGCCCCCUAAACCUAGCCAGGGUUCAGAGGGGCAGUGGGGGAGUCCCCAGUCGGCAGGGAGCCAGAAUGGAGAGGUGACGCCAGCAGUGUCGGUUAUCCCACGCAGGAAUACUCUCCCUGCUGUGGAGAACAUCAGGCUGCACAGAGGUACCCUCUUUGAAACUAACAGCCAUCACCGUCCCAUCCAUUUCAACAACUCGGGCCAGUCUGUGGAGUCUGUCAAUGAUGGGUUCAGUUCCUACCUGAGAACCAAAGCGCCUCUGACUCGCUCAGACAGUGGCAACUCAGAUGACAACUAUGUGCCCAUGAAUCCUGGCUCCUCGCCACUCAGCGCUGCCCAGGCUGACAGCCCUAAAAAUAUCUACAUCCCUAUGAGCCCUGGGCCACAUCACUUUGAUUUCCCAGGAUUCUCUGCAACAUUACCUGCCCGUAAGGGGAGCAGCGCCUCCCUGUGUCACCGGCCCAGCCGCCUCAGUGAUGUCACACCGCCACCCAUCAACCGCAACCUCAAACCUAACAGGAAAUCGAAGCCAACACCUCUUGAUUUGAAGAACAAUGGGAUCAUUGAUGAGCUGCCAUUUAAGAGCCCAGUUACCAUGUCCUGGACACGGCCCAUGCCUGCUAUGAACUCCAUGUCCUCCCAGCAUUGUCGACCCAUCUCUACACAAAGCAUCACCAGCACCGACUCUGCAGACAGUGAGGAGAAUUAUGUGGCUAUGCAGAACCCAGCGUCUACCUCCCCAGCCGUGAGCGGCACCAGCAGCCCGGCCCCUAGGAAGUGUGGCAACGUGGACUACCUAGCGCUGGACUUCCAGCCUGGGUCACCCAGUCCGCACCGAAAACCAUCUACAUCCUCUGUGACCUCGGAUGAGAAGGUGGACUACGUGCAAGUGGACAAGGAGAAGACCCAGGCACUGCAAAGCACCAUGCAAGAGUGGACCGAUGUGCGGCAGUCUACUGAACCGGCCAAGGGGGUCAAGUCCUGACACUGACCUGUGCAAAACAAGGACCUUACGUGGAGCAUCUCUAGUAUCAUGUGUCUAUCAUUACUAUGAAUACUGGUUGGGCUUGAUUGAGACUGAAUUAUUUGGACACAAAGCCAUAACCUACCCUAUGCCUGUUCUCUGUGAUGAUUUUUACUGCAAUGCACUGCUAACAUGCAGGAUAUCAGGCCAUAUACAGGUGAAGCGUCCUGCCAAAGCUCUUCAUGCAGACUGUUAUAACAGUCUGUGGACAAUUGAUAAUGUGUAUGAAAAUAUCAUCCCAAUUUAUCAAUCCAUCCUUUAUGAAUUAAGUGUUUCCUGCCCAUCCCCCCCCCCUUGUAAUAGUCAAACAUUUUGCAUCUAGCAGGUUAUUUACCCAAUUGCUGCCAUUUAAAGGGGCAGCAGAGGCUAACUGGUCGAUAACCAUAUUAAUAUACUGUAAGAGUACGCUUACUGGUCUCAGGAAUGCCAAGAUGCACUCCAAUUUUGGCAUGCAGGCAGACUCUCUCUUUUCACUUCAAUCUAUCAUUUGUGCUGAGCCGUGCAGAAGCAGUGAAGAGAUUAUUUUCACUGCGGGCAAUCAUUUCAGCUUAGCAGUGCAUGUCUGGUAAGAGGAAGGGGGGGGGAAAUACAGCCUUACAACUACGUAAAGGCCCGUGUCAGAAGCUCUAAUGAUGACUGCACAUGGCUGUUGCCUCGGUUUCAAUUAAGUAUGAGCCCAAACCAUAUUUAAAAGCUGUCAGGCUGGAUGGCAGGCCAAUUACUUCAUUGCAGGUACAAAGUCAGGAACGUCUAAAUGUACAGAACCAAGAGAGCAAGACCGACGAAAAGAAAAAGAUGAAGUAGAAGAAGAAGAGACGCAUCUUGUAUCUUUGUAGGUUUGACGUCAGUGGGCAAUUCAGUUCAGGUAAUCUUCUACUACAUUUCAUCGUCAAUGUGCACUGUCCAAGAAAAUGAUUGUUGGAGAAGGUAUAAACAAAGCAGGAGGUGUACUUUCCAAGGAGUUCAGAUAUCCCCUCCAUCAUUCUCUCUCUCUUAUUCUCUCACUCUCCCUAGAGAUAAAUUAAAAAAAAACAUAAAUACAAGCUAAGUAGAAGGAGAAUAGCAUAUUUAUGCUUUCCUAAAUUCAACCAUUUACUGAUGUAUGUCUCCGGUCUUUGAUACGCCACACAGUACAGCUAUGUCUCUGAAGAGUAAUUGUUUCCUGUAUGUAAAUUAUUAAUAGAAUGACAUAUUUGCAGCACAGUUUGUUGACUGUUUGAUGCACUUGUCUGAGACAAAAGGUGCACUACAGUAAUGUAACAUUGUGCUUUUCUUGCAAAGGCAGUGUCCCACAAUGAAGAUUUCCCAGUGAUCCUAGUCACUUAAAAAUAAUUUAGGAAAGAAUGUUUUUCUUAAUUUCCUAAACCAUUUAUUUGUUUAAUUUGCCUUAUAUUUUUGUUUCAGUUUUGACUGUAAAUUUUGCCUUGGAGAAAUUUUAUUAUUCAAGUGAGAGCCAUAUUGUAUUUAGGACAACUGAAUGACCAGUUUCUUGUUCAACUUAAGUCCAGUAUUUCAUUGUGGGCUGGAACCACUAAAGGGUGAAUACCUAUUUGACCUUUCUAUGAAUUGUGUGGCCAUGCAGUGCUAGAUGGUAUUAUUGAUUAUUUCAUUAAGAUUUACUUCUUAAUGUUUUUCUACCAUUUUUACUGCUUUUUGUAUUCUUUUUAUCAUUAUUUUUUACUGAAACAUGUAAGCAAGUGAUAUUCAUAAGGACGGGGUCAGGCUAAAUUAAGCUAAGUUUGUUACAGCAUGUAUGUUAUUCUUUUUUUUUUUAUUCCCAAGUUGAAUUUGUAUGAUCUAUACAUGAAAUAGGGAGGCUGGCAGCUUGAGUUGCACUGGCAAAGCCCUCCCCGGGUGAACUGUGAUUCACAAAGAGUGAGGGAGGAAAGACAAGACUGAAGAAAAGCCUGUCUCCCUGUCAGUCUCUGAAGUGAAAUGGAUGUGUAAUUUAUUAUCUAGAGAUACCCGUUGUAAGCAGAAGAGCUGUGUAUGUGUUGUGGUAGAUUGUGAGUUGUAGUAUGUUAAAUGACAGCCUGACUGGGCGAGAUUGAAAAGCCUGCUCAGAUCUACUGUCAGACUGUCACUGGGUUGACGUACUGUACUAGUAGAGAUCAUUUUUUAACCACUGUUAUGCUACUACUGUAAAGCAUUUGCAGAUUGCUUGUGUGUUAAUUUAUUAAUUUAUUGUGCAUUAUGCAGUUGAUAAUUGUAGAAAGGAAAAAAAACCAACAUCUACCAAACAAGGAACCUUCUCUCUACUAACAUUGAUGUAUGCAAACUGUCUUGAUUUUGUGAAGCAAUAUGACAGACGAUGCCAGUGCGAUGGUAAUGUGGUACAGUUCAUUUGGGAUACAAAAAAAUACAAGACUUUGUUGUUCCUGUAUUAUGGUAGACUUAAACUGUGGACAUAGAAUAAAUCAAGAAGUGAAAGUUUGGUGUUAAGGUUCCUCUUUAAAUAUAAACCAAAAACACUGUAUUAUGGCAGCCACAAUGCCAUUAUUCAUCUCUCUCCCACACAUUCUUAAUUGGUGCUGUAAUGCACAGAAGCUGAAUGUCUGCUGCCCCCUGUUGUGUGGUACAGCACAUUCAUUGGCAUUGCUAAAGAUGGAUAAGAUGCAUAAGAGUUUUUGGAAGCUGAUAUACACACAUGUUGUUUGAGUCAGGAUGUAUGCCUUUACAUUGAGAAGUGUUUUCCUACCAGACAUUUACAAAUAUGCAGUGCCCCCCCCAAUUGCAUUCUAAGGACGCAGGAAAUGUGACCCAAACUGAGAACAAUGAUACAUUUAAUGUAUUAUUACUUAUAAAUAAAUAUUGCAAGAA
Messenger RNA from Anoplopoma fimbria (sablefish), 5256 nucleotides. It is a transcript of the gene gab2, whose product is annotated as GRB2-associated binding protein 2. The coding region runs from base 361 to 2397 and encodes 678 amino acids. NCBI's taxonomy places the organism in Eukaryota, Metazoa, Chordata, Actinopteri, Perciformes, Anoplopomatidae. The transcript is spliced from 10 exons. The record is from RefSeq and is a predicted model, not a curated record.